Aegilops tauschii subsp. strangulata is the source of this 1311-nucleotide messenger RNA. RefSeq names its product GDSL esterase/lipase APG. The record is from RefSeq and is a predicted model, not a curated record. NCBI's taxonomy places the organism in Eukaryota, Viridiplantae, Streptophyta, Magnoliopsida, Poales, Poaceae. Gene Ontology annotation, molecular function: hydrolase activity, acting on ester bonds. Gene Ontology annotation, cellular component: apoplast.
CUCCAACUCAAAGUAGUAGCUAGUCCAGCAGGCCACAAUGGCAACAAGUCUGGCAGGCUACAAUGUCGUCGAGGUGCUUGCUGCUCCUGGCUAUCUUCCUUUCGACGCAGCCAACGGGGCAGAGCGGUGAGGAAGGGCCAGCGGUUCCGGCGCUGAUGGUGUUCGGCGACUCGCUGGUGGAUGUAGGCAACAACAACUACAUCUUUACCAUCGCCAAAGCCAACUUCCCUCCCUAUGGCAGGGACUUCAAAGACCAUGUCGCCACAGGAAGGUUCUGCAACGGCAAGCUGCUUAUCGAUUUCAUAGCUGAAAAGGUUGGGUUCAAUGGCUCUCCGCUGGCCUAUCUCAGCCCAGAAGCAUCAGGACAGAACCUUCUUCUUGGAGCUAACUUCGCAUCUGCUGCAUCUGGCUACAAUGACCAUGGGACUCUGAUUAAAGCCAUCUCUGUCUCUCAACAAUUGAAGUACUUCAAAGACUACCAAGCUAAGCUGGCGGUGGUGGCUGGGAGCAGCCAUGCUCGCUCCAUCAUCUCCGGCUCACUCUACAUCAUCUGCGCCGGUUCAUGUGACUUUGUCUACAACUAUUACAUCAACCCUUUCCUCGACACGAACCAAACCGCAGAACAAUUCUCAGACCGCCUCGUCGGGAUGUUCAACAACAGUGUGACGCAACUUUACGAGAUGGGAGCCCGACGCAUCGGCGUCUUCUCCCUGCCACCCUUUGGUUGUUUUCCCAUGGCGAUCACAUUGUAUGGUCAUGGGAGGAGCGGAUGUGUGUCUAGGCUCAACAACGACGCCCAAUAUUACAACAUGAAGUUGAAAGCUGCUGUUGACUCACUAUCAAAGAAGUACCAUGAUCUCAAGAUUGUGGUUCUCGACAUGUAUGCGCCUUUGUACAACCUCGCUACCUCUCCUGUAUCGCAAGGGUUCACCGAGGCGAAGCGGGCUUGCUGUGGCACAGGGACGGUGGAGGCGUCAAUCCUUUGCAACUCCCUGUUACCUGGGACUUGUCCGAGCGCACGGACAUAUGUGUUCUGGGACGUUUGGCAUCCGUCAGAGGCAGCAAACAAAGUUGUUGUGGACUCUCUCGUAGAUGAAAUCAACAACCUGGUUGCAUAAACCCACUAGAUUGUACAGUAGGCAUGCAGGCUUGAUGCUACAUUGCUUCAAGUAUCCAGAAAGAAAAUAAUAGCUGUGGACUAAGCAGAACACAUGAUGUUGGAUGUGAAAAGGGCAUCAACAUUUACCUUGCAUUCCAUGUAAGAGGUUGUGGCUUAAUUAGGUGCCGGCGUUACCGGAUGGCCUUUUUUUC